Drosophila bipectinata is the source of this 1050-nucleotide messenger RNA. Its product is annotated as methionyl-tRNA formyltransferase, mitochondrial. Gene Ontology annotation, cellular component: mitochondrion. Gene Ontology annotation, molecular function: methionyl-tRNA formyltransferase activity. The record is from RefSeq and is a predicted model, not a curated record. Gene Ontology annotation, biological process: conversion of methionyl-tRNA to N-formyl-methionyl-tRNA; biosynthetic process. NCBI's taxonomy places the organism in Eukaryota, Metazoa, Arthropoda, Insecta, Diptera, Drosophilidae.
UAUUAUUCAACACAUUUUCCAAUGCUUUUCGGCAAGAGUUUAGUAAAUUAUUUCUAUAAAUAUAAGAGAAAAGUUUAUCAAAAUGUGUAUACCAUAACUAAGCGCAAUACUGCAACCUGCUCCCCACCCAAAAUAUUGUUUUUUGGCACCGAUAAUUUUUCUUUACCCAGCUUACAGGCUCUCCACAGAAACUGCGGUGACGGCCUGGGUGUGGUUACCUCCUUCAAGAGCCCGGCAAACUGCGUACGUAGCUACGCGGAACAGCAGAAAAUCCCGCUGCAAAGGUGGCCUAUCAAUUCGUCCCAAUGCGCCGGCUUCGACUUGGGCGUAGUGGUGUCCUUUGGUCACUUGAUACCUGCCAAUAUAAUUGGAGCUUUUCCCUCAGGGAUGAUCAACGUGCAUGCCAGUUUGCUGCCCCGCUGGAGAGGAGCGGCGCCCAUAAUUUACGCCAUCAUGAACGGCGACACCAGUACUGGAGUUUCGAUCAUGAAAAUCGAACCACACCGGUUCGAUAUAGGUGAUAUUUUAGCUCAGCGAGAGGUUGCCAUUAAGCCGGAUGUUUUCAUGCCGGAAUUGCAUACCUCUCUUGCCUUAUUGGGAGCCGAUUUACUGGUGGAUACUGUUAAUAACUUGACGGAAAGGCUGGAAAAUGCUACUCCUCAAGACAAUGCAACUGCUAGUCAUGCUCCCAAGAUCACGGCGGAAAUAGCUGAAGUAAUCUGGUCGAAGCACACCGCCUUACAAAUACAUGCUCGGCAUCGAGCCUUAUUCGGUUACAAAAACCUAACUACCAACUUUUUGGAAAAGCAAGUGCAACUUCUGGAUAUCAGAUUACCUGACAAGUCGCUACCUCUUCAAAAACCUGGAAGCUUUAGCUUUCAUCGCAAAAGGAAAUCCCUGCUGAUCGGAUGUGCUGAAGAAAGUCAAAUAGAAGUUCUUCAGUUACGAAUAGAAGGACGAAAGCCUAUGAGGGCCCGGGACUUUAACAAUGGUUUUCUUAAACAAGCCAGUUCCUUGAACUUUGAGGACAAUAAACUACGAGCAUGUUAA